This is a messenger RNA of Oryzias latipes (Japanese medaka), 665 nucleotides long. It is a transcript of the gene dynll1, whose product is annotated as dynein, light chain, LC8-type 1. Gene Ontology annotation, biological process: microtubule-based process. Gene Ontology annotation, molecular function: dynein intermediate chain binding. Gene Ontology annotation, cellular component: cytoplasmic dynein complex. The record is from RefSeq and is a predicted model, not a curated record. NCBI's taxonomy places the organism in Eukaryota, Metazoa, Chordata, Actinopteri, Beloniformes, Adrianichthyidae.
AGCGUACCAAGGCAGCAGUUUUCUACCGUUACACACCCACAUUACUUUUGUGUCAACCACUUCGCGGGAGUUGUCGCCUCUGAAGCAGUCAUCUUUUUAAAACUAGACUCACUGCGUACGGUGGACCAGAAGGGCAACCAUGUCUGACAGAAAGGCAGUGAUCAAAAAUGCCGACAUGUCGGAGGACAUGCAGCAGGACGCCGUGGAGUGUGCCACACAGGCCCUGGAGAAGUACAACAUCGAGAAAGACAUCGCUGCAUACAUUAAAAAGGAGUUCGACAAGAAAUACAACCCGACUUGGCACUGCAUUGUUGGGAGGAACUUCGGCAGCUACGUGACUCACGAGACCAAGCAUUUCAUUUACUUCUACUUGGGUCAGGUGGCCAUUCUGCUGUUCAAGUCUGGCUGAGGAAGGAGUUUUUGGUUUGUUUUUUUUUACCAAAAAAAAACCUCACUUGACCGUACAGUACUGGCGGACUCAACAGAAGGCACUUAUCAUUCCUUGGCAAGGGGCCUUUUUCCGUGCUGCUUUCUACCCGUUGUUUUGAGGAUAAUACUCGUGGCCAUGCUAAAGAGAUCAAAUUCUUGUAUUUAUUUUUGUCUUGUUACAUUAGACGUGUCAUUUUUUUAAUUAAAAACAUAGCCCUUAAGCUGUCUGAGCUCAA